Messenger RNA from Hyaloscypha bicolor E, 3124 nucleotides. RefSeq lists its product as uncharacterized. Gene Ontology annotation, molecular function: protein binding. The record is from RefSeq and is a predicted model, not a curated record. The transcript has 4 exons. Bases 100 to 2823 code for a protein of 907 amino acids. NCBI's taxonomy places the organism in Eukaryota, Fungi, Ascomycota, Leotiomycetes, Helotiales, Hyaloscyphaceae.
CUGCACUUUAUCUGUUCCGCUCCCAUUCUUGGGUGGAGCUUCAUUGUGAUAGAAGAAGGUCUUUGCCUGCUCGAGCCAUGUCGCAGCACCCUGAGGGCCAUGUCUCCAAUCGCUUCAUGUGCAAAGAAUUGUCUUGGCCUCUUCGAGGACCUGGUUGAGCUUCUUCGGCAGCCUGCUCACCAAGACGAUUCCGGGAUCUCCGACACGGAGAUUACUGACGCCUUCGGACGAUUCAAAAUCUGGGCGGGAAACAUUGGUGCUUUUCAGCAAAUCGAUUUGAAAAGUUCAUUGGACUUUCGACUCAGAGACACUCCUAAGAUCUCAACUCAGAUCUUGGAGAUUCUUGAUGACCUAGCAGAGUCUUUGGAAGAUGCACGCUCCAUUGCAUCAGAAUCGAGAGAGAAUCGCAAAGGUGCUUCGUCAGCUCAUGUAGAGGAGACGCAAGAUGACACUGACGGCCCUCGAGUACAACCUGAAGAAGAGGAAGAGCUAUCCGAGAUUCGAGAAAUCUUUGGGUCCAUACAAGAUGCCAUCAACAAUUUGUUUCGCUACUCAAUAAUCAUUCGCAAUAAUACCAAUCGUGACCGUUAUGCGAAAGCGGCUGCUGCGGCGAUAAGUUCCCCAUUCAGCAACGAAUUUGAUAUUCAACAUGUCAGGCACAAAUUUCCGGCUUUGCAAUCAAAAGACCAUGAGUGGUUGAUCGAGCGAUUGGGAAAAGCCAGUACUCAGAGAAGGCAAUAUCUACGCUACUGUCGUUCUCAUCACGAUAAGACAUGGCAAGAGCCAUCAUCCAAAGUUGGUCCAGACAUCAUCCGGUCCAAUGAGCAAAAGCCGCAGGCUUCGAUGAGACUUAUCCCCAGCUCUCGAAGCGAUUUCUCAAAACCAACAAGCACCCUGGCGCCAACACAAGCAUCUACCCUUUUCUUGAAAGCUGGUCAGGUUAUCGAAGAGGAAGGAAUCGAAGAAUCGCAGUCUCAAACAUCGUAUACAACGUCGACCGAUGGGGAAAGCAACUACUACGCACUACGGGUCAUUCAGUUAGAAGAUGUGUCUAAAGGACUAAGUCAUUUUGAGUGUCCCUAUUGCUGGCAGAUUCAAACAUGUCGGAACCAGAAGGCAUGGAAGAAGCAUGUUCUAUCGGAUCUGAAGCCGUACGUCUGUACAUUCGAGGACUGUGAACUGAAGCUCUUUUCCGAUCGACAAACAUGGUUCUCUCAUGAACUGAAGGACCAUCGAAAGGAGUGGAAUUGCCACUUCUGUGCUCAUUUCCCGUUUGACAAAGCAGCCGCAUAUCACGCUCAUCUUACAAGUCAUCAUCCGCACGCUUUUACCGAGGACCAACUCCCUGCGCUCUUCGAGAUGAGCCAAAAACCACUUCUUAAGCUCUCUCCAACAGGCUGUCCCUUUUGCGACGAUUGGGAAGAUCGUCUGAGAGCUAUCAACUCGCAUAUUCCAGCGGAAGAAAGUCUAGUUGUCACACCGAGCCAAUUUCAGCACCAUGUCGGUGCUCAUAUGGUUCAGUUGGCACUAUUUGCUAUUCCAAGGGGUUACACCGAGGAGGGCGAGGCCGAUUCUGCCAACGCUAUACCACAAAUUGGGUCUGACGACUCCUCGCUUGGGGAUAAUCCUCCAGAUCUCGUGACCGCCGAGCAGUUCAGGAAAUGUGAAGACAUUUUAGAUGAGCUCAUUGAACUUGGCGGGUAUUCCUAUCAUUACGAAGACAUGCGCCAAUUCCAAUUCCCAACAUUUUCUGCGUCGAUUCCAUAUUUCGGCCGCACGGUCAGAGUGUCGCCGGUGGAUUUUCCUCAGAUAUCACAAAAACUUCAGACUGGGGUUUACUCGGAUAUCAAUGCCUUCUGUCUCGACCUCGUCUUAUUCUUCGCCAUAACUCGUCUCCGCAACAUUGGAGUUCCUCAAGAUCAUCAUGUUAUUAUGGCGUUUCAUCGAAGUUGGAGGUCUCUGGAAGGGAAUAUCUGUCCGAGUGAAGCUUUUGGCCUUGAAAAUCUUAUCUAUCAAAUCGAAUUGCAAAUACAGUGGUCACUUUGGAGAGCAAAUGAAUUUCCCCCAGAGUUGGGCGCGGACACCAGGGAAGUCUGCAGGAUUAGACUUCUGUUGAAGAGCGGUGGGACAGUCGAGAGGAGAUUCUCCAAGUCAGCUGCCUUGGAAGAGGUCUAUGCCUUCGUGGAAUGUUACGAACUGAUCAAGGAUGGAUCCCCUCUCCCGCAGGUCGAUGAACCGAUUGGAUAUACACCCGAGUACAAUUUCAAGCUAGGAAGUAUCAUUGCACCAAAAUAUCAUUUAGACCUUCAAAUGGGCACAGUGGGAGAUUUGUUAGGCAAUUUCGCAGAUUUGAUGGUUGUUGGUCUUCAGAAGGGAGAAGAAUCCCAGACGCUCUCCCGAAUAAAGCGAAGAUCUUUGUCACCUAUAAGCGAGCAGACACCUCGAAUCGACUCCACUACACCCAUACCGAGGGAUAACCAAGUUCCGACCUCGGGCAACGAUGAGCUUGCCAUGCCACAAUCUCCUGGCGCCUCCUCUACCAGGAACAGCGGUUCCUAUCCUGACCCAGGAGCCUCCACACUGCCCUGCAUUGAAAUUACUAAUGAUGAGCUUGCCUCCAUCGGCAACCUCAAAGGGGAAAGUAUCGAUCCAAAAAUUGGGACUCUAACAGUCCUUGUCCAUUUUGCAAGGAAUUUACAACCUGGAUACCGAGAUUCAUAUUGUAGAGUGUUGCUGGGUGCUGCUUGUAGAGUGACUAAAAAAGAUUCUCUUGCCGGGAUGAAGCAUUCCACUUCUCUGGGAGCACUGGUUCGUGGAACUUGAUGGGUCAGAACUUGGAAGUCCAUGUCCUCAACGGAGAUGGAACUCUGAUCGGCAACACCCCAACAAUCGAUUUACGGACUAUUGGGGAAAAUAUCCAGGAGCGUUGGCACAAAUUGUAUCGCGCCAACCAAAUUGCAGGAGAAAUCAGGCUAGGCUUGAUGUUCUUGAAGGACGUGCAACAAACAUCCGACUCCCCAACCGGGCACAUUGAUUCAGAGGAAAUGGCGAUAGGCAAUCUCGAUGGACUUGAGCGGAUGAUAAAGCAGGUUGAAACUAAAGAAUUCUGGGAGCCAGAAAAAGG